Molecule: messenger RNA, 1188 nt
Organism: Pseudogymnoascus verrucosus
Lineage: Eukaryota; Fungi; Ascomycota; Leotiomycetes; Thelebolales; Thelebolaceae
Exons: 1
Coding region: 252-1178 (308 amino acids)
Molecular function (GO): oxidoreductase activity
Source: RefSeq, a predicted model, not a curated record
CGGAGUUAACACAAUCCCUAAAUACGGGAAUAUGAGAACUGUAUCUUGGAAACCUCAGUUUUGGCCCGGUAUGCUUCGCUCUUCGGCGUUACGAUUUAUAAUCCAUACGGAUUAGUAGAUUUUAUAGCUAGCUUCAUAUUAGAAAACUGAUACUUAAACCGCUUGAUUUACGGACAGGUACCCAAUUGCAAAAUACAAUCAACAAUAUCCUCGAUCACAUCACUGCCAAAGACACUCAUAGACUCGCUCAAAUGGCAGACAAGCAAAGCCGCAAAAUCGCCAUCGUCGGAGGAAGUGGUAGCGUUGGCUCCCCAACAGUUGAGGCUCUUCUUUCCCAUGGCAUCCACACGGUUACCGCAAUCUCGCGCAGUGAAUCAACAGCAAUAUUUCCUUCCGGUGUCACUAUUAAGAAAGGAUCUUACAACGAUGAAGAAUUCCUUGUCGAGGCUCUCAAAGGGCAAGACGUGCUGAUCCUCCAACUCGGGUACAUGGCACUCGACUCUCAAAUCCCUCUCAUCAGCGCCGCUGCGAAAGCAGGGGUCCCGUGGGUGAUUCCUUGCGAGUAUGCAUGCGACAAUAAACAUGAGAAGUUAAACGAGGAAAUUGGUUUGAUGGUCAUGAAAAACAAGUACAGAGCCCAAAUUGAUAGUUUGGGCGUCAGCAGCUGGAUCGGUAUUGUCAACGGUCCAUGGUUCGAUUGGAACUUCGAGAAAUCUUUCAUGGGCAUCGAUAUCAAAACACGAAAAGCCAAACUCCUUGAUGGCGGGGUUAAAUUUAACACCUCUACGCUGAGUAAAGUGGGUAAAUCUCUUGCGGCGCUACUCAGCUUGCCAGACUCCAAACUCUCCGCUUUCAAAAACGACUUCGUGUACUUCAGCUCUUUUCUCGUGAGCCAACGCGACGUCUUUGAUAGCAUCUUCAGUGCGACCAGCACCAAAGAGUCGGACUGGGCCAUUGAGAGGGAAUCCCCGGACAGGGCUGCCGAGGCAGCGAAAGAAGCUAUUCGGCAAGGGAAUGGGAUGGGGAACGUUGAUUUGCUGUUUACAACCCUGUCCAGGGUAGGAUACGGAGGAGAUUAUGAAGCAAAGGUGAUAGGAAAUGAUUUCCUGGGGCUGGAGCAGGAAGAUUUUGACAAGGUGGUGAAAGGUCUUGUGGAGAAGAUGGAACAAAGCAAAUGAUCGAAUAUAG